UCCAAAUCAGCAAGAUGUUUGAGCGGCGAGCCAAGGGAAGUGCGUGGAGGCCCGAGGCGCUGCACAGCAGACACUGACAGACCUGCUGAAGCAGCAGGGAGGUGAGGUGAGCUCGGUGGAAAAUGCUACGGCCAAUUCGCCCAGUGGAGGCAGAGCCAACGGCAUCUCGGCCAGGAUGCUGCGCAGCAGGAGUGAACAGUACCAUCUGAAUAACUCAGCUUAUGGGCCAUUUGGACAAGGGCUUCCACACCCACACAGCAACCACAGCACAGUGGGACUUAACAAAUACUCUUCCCUUAAAGCUGUGGCGCACAGUGCAUCUCGUAGCUACUACAAGAGCUUCCCACUCAUGGACUUCUCCCAGUACCAGCCUGUGGCACCUCCUGCCUUCCAGCCUCUGCCUGUACAGCCCAAGGAGAAGUCAUACAUCCACCAGCCUGUGUCAGCGCACCACGACCUCCACGCCCCACUCUCUAUCUCCAUCCCCUCCAGCCACCUGGAGCACUCUCAUCUCUCCAAGACCACCACACACCCGCUGCUCUCCAGCUCGGCUUUCAAAGACUGGGAGUCGACUGGCCGCCACGUCCACAGGCAGACCUCUGCCCCAGGGCAUUCCUCCUCCAUACACAGCUCCACCCGGAGACAUGGCUACUCAACCCGGAGGCAGCAGAGCAUAGAGAACAUGCCGGAUCUCUUUAGCCAGCCCUAUGGAGGAGCUGGAGGGGGAGCAGGGCAAGGGCAGCACGCACAGGGGCAGCACAUACAGGGGCAGCACCCAUCACAACCCUCCUACUACCACCACACCAGGCAGAAGAGCUACUCUACACACAGUACGACUGAGGUGACCGUCUGAUCACCAAGGCCUCAGAGAGCGGCCUGCUGCAGUGUUAAACAUACUAAGAAAAACCUUUGGUGUUUGCUAAAUGCCAGUGUUUGGGACAGUUGGCCCAACAGGCGAGGGAUGUUAAAUGGGGAGGCACAUUCAGAUUUACAAGAUGAAAAGGGAUGUUUUGAUAAGUGGAAACAGUGAGAUUCAAGAGAAAAACAGCAUAGCAGAACCACCAUUCUCACAGACAAUGGACUCUGCUGGUAAAGGUUAUUAUUGGACUCCAGCAGGGGUCUUCUACAUUGAUCAUAUAAAGUAGCUAACUGAAAGGAAAUGUACCAAGGUUGCUUAGAAUCACUCUCAGGCUCCUAUAUGUCACACAGCCUUCACAUAUUACACAGUACAGUUUCACACUACAGUGUGGUUUCAUUUUGGUUGUACAGACCUUGACAGAACAGCAAAAAUCUUACUUGUGCCAGCUCUUAGAGCAAAGUGCAAGCUUGAUUUUGUCUGCAGUAAAGUCGUACACGUUGGUUCCUUGUCAGAUUUGGCAGGAAUGUACAGUUUGUUUGUGUUAGCCAUGUAACUCCUGUUACAUUUAGUUCAGUAGGUCAAUGGCACAUGUUGCUGCAAAAUACCAAGCUGGCUCGUGGUCAGGUUGGCUUGUUAAAAACACUCUACAAUGAGCCUGGAGCUGACAAAAAACUGUAGCCAGAGCCCACACUUUCUGACACUGUCAAUUCAAGGAGACAUUCAGUCAAAACAUACAGCUGUUCCCAUUUGCUGCAUUUGAUGUAAAUGUGCGUCAUAACCUUUAAGUUGCAUUUAUGUGGUUCACCUACAGGAGUUAGACCUCAGGAAUCAUUCACUUAAAUUCGGUGAUACACUAAAAAUCUUUUACCAUUAUUGGCAACCAAUAGAAACAGCAACACAUUAAUAAAACAUACGUCCUACAAAACCCACUGCUCCCUCCCCCUUAAAGGAAUCAUUUGAAAGAGGCUUUCGUUCAGAGUUAGAUUUGAUAUUACUCUCUGGUAUGAAUCUUCUCAUCUAACUCUCCAAGAAAGCAAAUAAUCAUAUUAUCUAAAAUGUUCUACCCUGCUACAUUGAUUAAGUCACUACUGUAUGUAACAACAGUGAUCUGUACAUUAGCAAGGUAAUUAGAGCAGAGACAUUAAAAACAAUUAAAGUAAUAUAUCUCUAUGAUACAUUAUGGAAUAAUAACAUUACAG
This is a messenger RNA of Micropterus dolomieu (smallmouth bass), 2058 nucleotides long. RefSeq names its product shisa family member 8b (gene shisa8b). Lineage: Eukaryota; Metazoa; Chordata; Actinopteri; Centrarchiformes; Centrarchidae. The record is from RefSeq and is a predicted model, not a curated record. Bases 176 to 853 code for a protein of 225 amino acids. The transcript is spliced from 4 exons.